Molecule: messenger RNA, 1174 nt
Organism: Dromiciops gliroides (monito del monte)
Lineage: Eukaryota; Metazoa; Chordata; Mammalia; Microbiotheria; Microbiotheriidae
Product: butyrophilin-like protein 8
Exons: 8
Coding region: 86-1168 (360 amino acids)
Biological process (GO): T cell receptor signaling pathway; regulation of cytokine production
Cellular component (GO): external side of plasma membrane
Molecular function (GO): signaling receptor binding
Source: RefSeq, a predicted model, not a curated record
GUUUGGCUGACCACGAAGAGGAAAACCGGAACAAUCGUCUUCUGAUCUUCUGAUUGGUAUCAACCUGGUCCUGUUCCUACCAGCCAUGAUCUGGACCACAAAGUGGAAUCCCUGGCCAGCUGCCUGCAAUGGCCCCACUCUACCUUUAUACCUCAUAUUCCUCAUUUGUGGCAUUCUGAGCUUUGGCACAGUUACCCAGGAUGCCACCACUACAGUAAUACCUGGAACAUUCACAGUAUCUGGCCCUCUGGACCAGCCCAUCCUGGCCUGGGUGGGGCAAGACGUCCUGCUCCCCUGUCACCUCUCCCCUAAGAUGGAUGCUCGGGGAAUGACUGUGAAGUGGCUCAGAGGCCCAUUGGUCAUGCACUUGUACCUCAGGGGGCAGGAGGUGGAGGAAGUCCAGGCCCCUGCAUUCCAAGGGAGAACAAAGAUGCUGAGAGAGCACAUGGCUGAGGGGAAGGUGACUGUGAAAAUCUGCCAAGUCCAGCUCUCUGACGCCGGACACUACACAUGUUAUUUCCAUGCAGGCCCCUUUUACAGUGAAGCCAACUUUGACCUUCAGGUAACAGAAAUGCCCACAGGAGAAUUCACUGUGAUUGGCCCUGUUGGGAUCUUUCAGGCCAAGCAGGGGGAGGAUGUCCUGCUCCCCUGUCACCUCUCCCCUAAGAUGGAUGCUGGGAAGAUGACUGUGAAAUGGUUCAGAAACCAGACCCUUGUGCACAGUUACCCUAAUGAGGACAAGGUGGAGGAAACACAGGACCCUGAGUUCCAGGGGAGGACCGAGCUGCUGAAAGAUGACCUGGCAGAGGGGAAGGUGAUCUUGAGAAUCCAUCAGGUUCAGCUCUCUGAUGCCGGUCACUACAUUUGUCAGUUCCAGUCGCCUGGAUAUUCCAAUGAUGCCAGCUUUGAACUGCAGGUAACAGAGAAUUUCCCCACAUCUAAGAAGACAUUUAAAACCAUUCUUGCUGUCGGUUCAGUCUUCAUCGUUUCCUUGGUGAUUUAUUUCUUCUGGAAAAGAAAUCUAUUGAGAACCAGAGAGAUUAUUUCAUGCUCUCAAUUUCGAGGAGGAAGACAGAGAAGCCUCAGGGACCAUCCUGCCUUUCCUGGGGAUUUUGAGCUUCCACAUAGAUGGCUGACCACGAAGAGGAAAGCUGAACCUCACUUCUGAUCUUCC